Messenger RNA from Peronospora matthiolae, 306 nucleotides. The record is from the annotation of a GenBank genome assembly. Lineage: Eukaryota; Oomycota; Peronosporomycetes; Peronosporales; Peronosporaceae.
AUGAAUCUCGUGAAAGGUCUGCUCCAGUUGUGGGCGUCACCGGCUUCGUUCCCAGAGUUUCUGCCGACGACGUUCGUCUCACGAUGGCCACGAUCUCGUAUUUGUGGGAUCGAGAGGCUACCUUCUGCAGCCAAGCCGACACCAUUCAUGCGCUUCAGCAGUCCUACCGAGAUGCCGUCGCCCGGGGGGAUCGCUUACAAGACGAGCUUGAUUCGCUGUACAGAUCAGCCGCCCCUUUUGUCUCCUUCGUCCAGCGUCGACAUGACUGGAUGCAGGGCCGCUACGUCGAUGCAGUGCAUUCUUUGA